Rotaria sordida is the source of this 1365-nucleotide messenger RNA. Lineage: Eukaryota; Metazoa; Rotifera; Eurotatoria; Philodinida; Philodinidae. The record is from the annotation of a GenBank genome assembly.
AUGAAUAAGAAAUUAAUUCGAGAUUAUGAAGAUAAAUUGAACAACGAAAAAAAGAAACUCGAUCAAUAUGAAAAAGAAUUUACGAAUAUUCUUUCAAGAAAUGAUCUUGUAAAAUUAUUGCAAAUGAAGGAAGCAUUGACCGACAACAUCAAACAAAUUGCACGAGAUCUGGAAGAAUUGAAAUCACUUAUCACAAUUGAUUACAGUAUCGAACAGAUCAAUGAAUUACAAACAACUCUGGAUAAUGUCCUCAAUCAUGUGAGAAUCGUAGAAACACAAGGAUAUACUUUACCGAUGAGAAAUUCACAAUCAUAUGAACCACGAAUGAAUCCUCCAUCAUAUAUUAGUCAACAAAUGACUAAUGAUUAUGCUCAAUCAUUUUAUCGUUCUCAAGCAUUUCCAGAAAAUGCAUACAUACUUCCAAAUAAUCUACGACUAAUGAAUUCUUCAUCAAAUGGAACUAUGCCUAAUUAUCCACAUUUAAUCCCAUCACAUGGAUUUCAAUCAACAUAUCCAACUGGAAAUAAUAGUCUUUCAUUAGGAUCAGCUGUUUAUCUACAACAAUUUUUCCAAUCUUACUCAAUACCAGCAAAUUAUCCAGGACCACAAGGAUUACCACAACUAUCAUCAUAUGCAAUUCCUAAUUUACAACAACUAACACAACCAACUCAACAAUCACAAACUGAUCAAUCAACUGUACCAAUAUCUCAGCUUGCAAUACCACAAGCAAAUCCAUAUGCACAACCAGUACUUCCAGAAAAACGAAAAAAAACUCCAUUAACUAUUGUUGAUCCAGUAUCACAUAAAAAAGUUGAAGUUUCUACUAAACAAUCGACACACAAAUCAAUGACAACAGCAAUAGCAUCAGAAUUAUCUCCACACAUACCACAUGAAACAUGUUCAACAGAAUCGACAACUACAGAUUCAAUUAUAUCAAAUUCAAAACUGACAAUUGAUAAGAGUAAAACACAAUCUCAAUUUGAUUUUCGACGACAAAUUGCCGGCAAACUAGCCGAUUCUUCCAAUGUUCAAACAGAUAAUUCUUAUGGUGAUCCAAUACUACUCGUCAAUGAAGAAAUUAAUUCAUAUCAAUCAGAAUCUGAAUCUACAUUAUUAGACUGUGUUACAAAACCAACAACAACAACAACAACAACAAUAAUAAAUCAUGAUAAAUCUCAAGCAACACCAAAUCAACGUUUACGAUACGAUCGUCAUGAACUUUUACGUAUUCGUGAUAGUUCAGGAACAUUUGCAAUUCCACUUAAUCUUCCUGAUCUUAAUAGUGUUCUUAGUCGACGUGAUAAUAAUAAUAAUCCACAUUAUUCCUAUAGAGAAGUUGAGGAAAAUACAAACGAAAUAGAAUAA